Molecule: messenger RNA, 1527 nt
Organism: Trypanosoma theileri
Lineage: Eukaryota; Euglenozoa; Kinetoplastea; Trypanosomatida; Trypanosomatidae
Product: protein kinase domain
Exons: 1
Coding region: 1-1527 (508 amino acids)
Biological process (GO): protein phosphorylation
Molecular function (GO): ATP binding; protein kinase activity
Source: RefSeq, a predicted model, not a curated record
AUGUCCGAUGUGUUUUACCUCAAUCUCCCACGGAGUCGAAUAUUACGUACGGCUGUGGAUAUCAAUAAUAAUAAUAAUAACAGUGGGAGUUCUUCUACCACUACAUUAAUAUCCGAUUCCCUUCCAUCUUCUGAUGGAUCUUCUGUAGUGGCGAUGGGCGGGCGAGUUUGGCCUAUUGCGGUUGGUGUAGUGACAAUUGGCUGUGCAGUCUCUAUUGCUGUUCGGCUGUGGAAUAUUCGCCAGCAGCGGCAUUUCACAUCUGCAGAGAGAAAAGAACAAUUACGAAUGCGAAUACAACAACAGAGACGUCGUGUCUAUCAGGCUGGUAUGGAAGGUAUACCACCACAUAAUAAUAAUAAUAAUAAUAAUAAUAAUAAUAAUAAUAAUAAUAAUAAUAAUAAUAAUAAUAAUAAUAAUAAUAAUAAUAAGAAUGAGAAUAAACCUAAAAAGGAGAAAGACAUGCAUGCGGUUAAUCCAAAUCCAGUUAACGUCGUCCUUCAGUCUAAGAGUGAGAAGACAUUAUCAUCAUCAUCUUCUUUAGUAUCGGAGUCAUCAGAAGAUUCUUCUUUAGUGUUUAUUACAGCUGCAGGUGAAAAGUAUAGACGAGUUUCACAACUUGGUCGUGGUGGAUUUGGUACUGUCUUUAAAUGUAUUAAUUUAAAUACGGGACAACUUAUUGCGGUGAAGGAAGUUCCAUUAGGGAAAUCACAUGAUAACAGCAAUGCUGAGGAAUUGCGAUCUGAGUUUGAACUUCUUUCCAAUAUUGAACAUCCCAAUAUUAUUCGUUUGAUUGCUUAUCAUGUUGGACAUCAACAUGCCCGUUUAUUUCUUGAAUGGGCUGCUGGAGGUUCAUUAUAUGAUAUGAUGAAAGAUGUUAGUGCUUCCUCUUCCUCCACAGGUUUACAUGAAGGUCUUGUUCGUUCCUAUAUAUAUCAAAUUAUCUCCGCUCUCCAUUGUCUACAUACACACGGUAUUAUUCACCGUGAUCUUAAACCGCAAAAUAUUCUUGUUGAUCACAGCGGUAUGCUUCGUUUAACUGACUUUGGGCUUAGUCGUUUAUUAAGUGAGGAGGCCUCUGCGGUGGAGACGGGAGUGGCAGGGACUCCACGGUAUAUGGCCCGCGAGACUAUUCUCUCUGGUCGCUUUUCAUUCGGGAGUGAUCUCUGGGCAGUGGGGGCGAUUAUGUCUGAACUCUUCACAGGCAAACUUCCCUGGUCGCAUCUACGGCUUUCUUCACUAUUAUCUUCUUCCGAUAAUUCCUCAGCAGAUGAACAUCAUCCUAUACAACCUAUACCGGCUCUUUUACAUUAUAUCUGUUCACAUCCAGAGGAGCAUCCUAUCAUUCCUGAGCAUAUUAGUGAGGCAGCAAAGGGAUUUAUGGAAAUAUGUUUUCAACCAGAUCCGAAAGAUCGUGGGACGGCGGCGAGUCUGUUGGAUCAUCCAUUUCUGAAUCCGCAGAAUAGGGAAAAGGCCACAAAAGAUGGAGAGAAAAAGGAAGGGAAGAAUAUAAAGGCGACAGAGAAGUGA